CCGCCUGAGAAGAAGAGGGGGCAAAGAAAGGGAGGAGAAGAAGAGCAAAUAACUGUGAACCAUAGUGAUAACUGAACGUUGUAAAUCAGGCAGCGCUGCAGUCCAGAGACACGUUUGUUCUCUCCCAUCUAUUCUGCACCGUCCAAUACAAUCCAGAGUCAUUUGAAGAUGACACUGAAGAUGAGAACUCCAUCUACACUCUUGACUUCAUUGUCUACCUCUUCUACACCGCCCAUCCUCGACCAGAUCCUGAAGAUCAAUUCAUCUGAACAGCCCAGUGCCAACAUGUCACUUUUGAAACCUCCAGGUAUAGGGAUGUCCUGCUUCACAAUGACAUUUGGUGCCAUCUCCAACCUCACGGCUCUGGGCAUCCUGGCCCGUGUCCGACUUCACCGCCAGUCCAAAGCACCAUUUCUGCUACUAACAGUGGCUUUGCUGGUGGCUGACCUGGGAGGUCAUGUGAUCCUAGGAGCCUUGGCCCUGUAUCGGCACAUGGACUGGAAGAAUGAAACACACUUUGGAGAGCCCACCAAGGAAUUUUGUCAGAUCUUUGGGGCCAGUAUGGUGUUUUUUGGCUUAUGCCCUUUACUGUUAGGCUUUGCCAUGGCAGUGGAGCGCUGUGUCGCCAUCACUCAGCCAUUUUUCCACAGUGCCAUGAUCACAUUGGCUCAUGCAUGGCAAGCGGUGUUAUUUGUGUCCUGUCUUGCACUUGUGCUGGCAGUUCUACCUUUAUCUGGUGUGGGGACAUACACUGUUCAGUAUCCCGGGACAUGGUGUUUCUUGCGUAUCCAUGAUCCACAGUCUACAGGUGACUACAGUCUGGUUCUGGCCUUCUCAUGUCUGGGCCUCACUGCACUCAUUUUUUCCCAGCUCUGCAACAUUGUGAGUAUUGUGGCAUUGCUGCAGGCCAGAAGGAAAUCCUACGAUGUAAAUCCAAAAUCAACAUCUUUCCGUACUCGUCACAUGUCUUCAGCAUCAUCUUCCUCCAUAUUUUUGUCGUUGGAUGUGGAGAUGUUGGUGCAACUGGCAGUGAUCACUGUGGUUUCCUGCGUAUGCUGGAUUCCCUUUCUUAUCCACAUUCUUGUGCUGCAGCUCAAAGAAAGCCCUGAAUCACCAGAACAGUCGAAGGACGGGUUCACUCUGCUGAGCCUGCGUAUGGCCUCCUGGAAUCAGAUCUUGGACCCGUGGGUUUACAUCUUACUGAGGAAAACUGUGCUUUUCAGAAUCUACUCUGCUUUCCACACACAGAGACCCACAGAGACCUUAUAUAGCUCCUCUGCAGACUCACGCAGGAGGACUCUCAGUCUGCACUGACCCUGUUGUUGUUUAACUUUUUCCUGUUUGUGGACUGAAAUAAAUUACUACUUUGGUGUGUGUUGUGAAAAAUGUCGGAGUGUAAAAACUUGGUUGUGUUGUUGUCAGGCCCUGGUGUUGUCCUCAUUGAGAGAGAGCUGAGGGCCCACUGGGCAGCCGUGUGAAUGUGGGACGGAAACAGACUUCCACAACAUUUCACAGAAUGUAGUUAGUAGUCAGAGCCGGUGCUACUAUCAAUAGCGGCCACCUGCAAAUCUGAUGGUUGAGCAACUGGGCGGUGCUAGUGCCGUCCAAUCAAAAUCGAGAACAGCUUGACAAGCGUCGAGU
Messenger RNA from Acanthopagrus latus (yellowfin seabream), 1641 nucleotides. RefSeq names its product prostaglandin E receptor 1c (subtype EP1) (gene ptger1c). The transcript is spliced from 3 exons. Gene Ontology annotation, molecular function: thromboxane receptor activity; prostaglandin E receptor activity. Gene Ontology annotation, cellular component: plasma membrane. The record is from RefSeq and is a predicted model, not a curated record. Gene Ontology annotation, biological process: adenylate cyclase-activating G protein-coupled receptor signaling pathway; positive regulation of cytosolic calcium ion concentration; inflammatory response. Lineage: Eukaryota; Metazoa; Chordata; Actinopteri; Spariformes; Sparidae. Bases 169 to 1314 code for a protein of 381 amino acids.